This is a messenger RNA of Cuscuta campestris, 2002 nucleotides long. NCBI's taxonomy places the organism in Eukaryota, Viridiplantae, Streptophyta, Magnoliopsida, Solanales, Convolvulaceae. The record is from the annotation of a GenBank genome assembly.
AAUGUCUGAUCAAUUCAGAUAAGAGGUCUUAACCAUUCAGACUCUGUAUAAUACUUAACCAUUCAGAGGCAAAUCUCUUAACCAUUCAGACAUCUGAACCAUUAAGAGGCUGAAACAAACAGUCUGAACCAUUAAGUGCUGAACCAUUCAGACAUCUGAACCAUUAAGAGGCUGAAACAAACAGCCCCUUAGACUUAAUCCAAAGAAGUGUGUUUUUGCUGCUGUGGCUGAUUUUCUUGUGGAGAUGACGGGUCACCAGGAAGAAGAACCGGCCAAGGCCAUCACCGAGCCUUGGUGGUCCAUGUCAGUUGAUGGAGCUUCCGGGCCCAAAGGUUACGGGGGAGAUGUAGUAUUCACAACUCCGGAAGGGUUGAAGGUAUAUCAUGCCUUGAUCUUUAACUUCAAACUCACAAAUAAUGAGGCGGAGUAUGAGGCGCUGAUAGGGGGUCUGAGAUUGGCCAAAACCCUACAAAUCAACUGCCUCAAGAUUAAGUCUGAUUCAAGCUUGGUGGUAGGCCACAUCAAUGGCAACAUGGAGGCCAAAGGAGAAAAAAUGCAGAGGUAUAGAGAUUUGGCAAGGGCACUACUGAAGAACCCGACUGAGUAUGUGAUGGAGCAAAUCCCUAGGGGGGAGAACACCGAUGUAGACUUGCUAUUAAAAUUGACACAAGCAGCCCCGGAGCAUGUGUCCAAGCUGGCCAGGAUUGAGACGCUGGAGAAAGCCAGCAUUGAUGGGUUUUCUAUUAGCAUGAUAGAGGAAGAUGGGCAGCCCAAUCCAGAUCGGGUGGAGCCAGAUGAUAUUUGGAUGGAUGACUUGGUCAGGUACUAUAUGACCGGGCAAUUCCCUGAGGAUGAGGAUAGGGUAAGAAAAGUAAAGUUGAGGGCUCCAAGAUUCCAAAUGCUUGAUGGGAGGCUAUACAAACGAGCAUUCGGUGGUCCAUUGCUAAGGUGCUUGACCAGGGCAGAGGCGGAAAGAGUGAUCACUGAAGUUCAUGAGGGUGUCUACGCAGCCCACCAAAUGUCCGGGACACUCGCCCAAAGGAUCAUUUUGCUAGGUUAUUUUUGGCCUACAAUGAACCAAGAUUGCAAGAGAUAUGUCCAGAGGUGCAAGACCUGCCAGGUGUUCUACAAGUUUCCGGGAAGGCCUGCAACAUACUACCACCCAGUUUCCAAUGUUACUCCAUUUGCAAGGUUUGGGAUGGACAUCAUUGGAGCCUUCCCUCAAGCGCAAGAGAGAAAGAAGUAUGUAAUGGUUGCUAUCGACUACUUCACAAAGUGGGCUUCCGUGGCCUACCCGCAAGGGAAUGGUCAGGUGGAAAAUGCGAACCGCACAAUAGUCGAUGGCAUCAAGAAGCGGUUGGGUGAGGCCGGAACAAAUUUGUUGGAAGAAUUGCCACAUAUCAUCUGGGCCUACCGGGUCACUUCAAGAAGGGCUACCGGGGAGACACCUUUCGUCCUUACAUACGGGUGUGAGGCCAGACUGCCAAUCGAAGCAAAAAUUAUGACCUUCCGGGAAAAGAUCUACGGAGAGAAAGGGAAUGAGGAGGACCAUUUGGCAGAGUUGAACUUACUGGAGGAAAGGCGAAUGGUCACCGAGGCCAAGAUGAUUGAAUACCAGCAAGCAGCCAAGGCCUACCAUGAUAACAAGGUAGGGCCUUGUUACUUCCAAAUGGGUGAUGAGGUCCUAAGACGAAGGGAGGCCAACAAACCAGGAGAUGGAGGAAAGCUCGCAAAGAAAUGGGAAGGUCCAUAUAGGGUCACGGCAAUACUACGCCCCGGGACAUACAAGUUAGAAACAAUGGAAGGUCGAGAGUUGGAAAGGUGCUGGAAUUCCCACCACCUUAGAAAAUUCUACCGAUAGGCCAAAUUGGCAGGACAUGUAUUUGUAAUACCCCUUCGAUGAUAAAUAAGGCUUUCCUCAAUACUUGUGUUGCUAAGUCAGUAAUACUAAAAUAACAUGUCUUGAUGUAAGAGGCAAGGUCAAAAAAAAAGAUAAACCCUU